AUAUUUAUGAUUAAAAAAAAACAAUUCUUUAAUUUUUCGUGCAUAUGAAAGAAACUUGGUUUGUAAAUUUAGAAUUUAGAUCGAAACGUGGUUAUGUGUAUAUAGAAAGACCAACAGCAAGCAAGAAGAAGAAGAGAAAAAUGGGGGAGAUACUUACAUGGCUACUGUUCUUCUUCAUCCUCAUAGCUCUCCUUGUUGUCGUCAUUUAUCAGCUUAUGUGCUUAGCAGAUUUAGAGUUUGAUUACAUUAACCCUUACGACUCUGCAUCUCGGAUAAACUUUGUGAUAUUACCAGAAUUUAUAACGCAUGGAGUUUUAUGCUUGAUAUAUCUUUUCACCGGGCAUUGGGUGAUGUUUCUCCUUGCAUUGCCCUACCUUUGCUACAACGUGAGAUUGUACACCCGGAACCAACACCUUGUGGAUGUGACAGAGAUCUUUAACCAACUCAAUUGGGAAAAGAAGCAACGGCUUUUCAAACUCGGAUAUCUCGUGUUUCUUCUCUUCAUCACCUUAUUUUGGUUGAUCUAUAACGCCAUGGACGACGACGAGAUGUAGAGGCACUGGAGUUUGAUACAUAGGCUUAGGCUUAGAUUGUGAGGAUAAAUUAUCAAUUAUAAAAUCAUUUGUUGUUGUAUCAUUUUCUUUUUGUUGUGUUUCAUAAAAUGCAAAACAAUUGUGGUUUUUUCAAAUUAUUAUGGUAUUUAUUUCUCAUGGUUUUUUUAUAUUGCAACAUUUGAUUGUGAUUCUAUGUUAAUCUUUAUUAAUUUCA
Messenger RNA from Helianthus annuus (common sunflower), 768 nucleotides. RefSeq names its product protein cornichon homolog 4. Gene Ontology annotation, biological process: vesicle-mediated transport. Bases 45 to 554 code for a protein of 169 amino acids. The transcript has 4 exons. NCBI's taxonomy places the organism in Eukaryota, Viridiplantae, Streptophyta, Magnoliopsida, Asterales, Asteraceae. The record is from RefSeq and is a predicted model, not a curated record.